AUGUCAGGUGAUCAAGGGCCUAAAGAUUCUGCUGAAGGGUCUUCACGAUCUAGCGGCGAUCACCACCAGCCUCAAACGGCUCCUUUGAGCCGGUAUGAGUCGCAGAAACGGCGAGACUGGAACACUUUUGGGCAGUACUUGAAGAAUCAGAGACCCCCAGUUUCGCUUUCUCAGUGUAAUUGCAACCACGUGCUUGAUUUCCUUCGGUAUCUCGAUCAGUUUGGCAAGACUAAGGUUCAUCUACAUGGCUGUGUCUUUUUUGGACAACCUGAUCCUCCUGCUCCUUGUACAUGCCCUCUAAGGCAAGCUUGGGGAAGCCUUGAUGCCCUAAUCGGACGGCUUCGAGCAGCUUAUGAGGAGCAUGGAGGAUCAGCAGAGACUAACCCUUUUGGAAAUGGAGCUAUUCGGGUUUAUUUGCGUGAAGUGAAAGAGUGUCAAGCCAAGGCAAGAGGGAUUCCUUACAAGAAGAAAAAGAAGAAGAAGACUCAAAUAAGGCCAAGAGACGAAGCAAAGCCUUCGAUGCAGUCAGCUUAA
This is a messenger RNA of Dovyalis caffra, 534 nucleotides long. NCBI's taxonomy places the organism in Eukaryota, Viridiplantae, Streptophyta, Magnoliopsida, Malpighiales, Salicaceae. The record is from the annotation of a GenBank genome assembly.